GUUUUUAACUCUCGACGAAUUGAGCGUGCUUCAGUUUAGACUGUGAUUAUUACAAGUAACUAGUUCAAAAGUGAUACUACCGUUUUAUUGCAAAAUGCGCUUAGAGUACACGAACCAUUGAACAGAAUUUUAAACUAGGAAUGGGCUGUAGUGCUGCCAAAAACAUCACAGUUGAACCGCUGAAUGGAAACAAAGUUACCGACAUUUCAAGUUUGUCGAACGGCAGUGUUCGAAAGGUGUCGAUUCCGAAGAGCGUCCCAGACGUCCCACCGCUUGAAGGAGAAGAUCCACAGACUGAAGUACUAGAAUCCGCCAUGGUUAACAAUCUUCAAAAAGGAUCAAAUGGUUUGUCAUUUGAAAUUGCAUUUGAGGAAGACAAGGAUGGGGAAAGUAUAAUUAAAAAGCAUCCACCAAAACGAUUCCAGAAGCUGGAGGAACAACAAACUAGUCCAACAGUCACUUUAGUAAAGUUACAAGAGAAACUUGAAGAAGCAGAGAUUAGAAGACAACAGAUAUUGCAGCAACGGGUUCAAUCUGCGAAAUACAGAAAUGCAUUAAAGAAGCAAGCUAGUGUUUCUUCCAUUGAUGAUGAACAUCUGAAAGUUCCUACUGAAGUUGCUCCUCAAACAACAAAUUCUUAUGAUGUAUCAUAUGUUUAACCAUAUUUUUAUCCAUAUAUAUGCAUUAGGUUUUAUGACACCUGAAUUAUUAAAGCGCACAAAUUUGUUAUUAAAUUAACAAAUACAAUUUUUAAAAGGUAAUUUUAUAAUAUUGUAUUGGAAACGGUUAUAUAUUAUAAGUAAAUAUUUUAUAAAAUAUUCA
This is a messenger RNA of Aethina tumida (small hive beetle), 822 nucleotides long. RefSeq lists its product as uncharacterized. The record is from RefSeq and is a predicted model, not a curated record. The coding region runs from base 141 to 659 and encodes 172 amino acids. The transcript is spliced from 4 exons. NCBI's taxonomy places the organism in Eukaryota, Metazoa, Arthropoda, Insecta, Coleoptera, Nitidulidae.